Molecule: messenger RNA, 1656 nt
Organism: Beauveria bassiana ARSEF 2860
Lineage: Eukaryota; Fungi; Ascomycota; Sordariomycetes; Hypocreales; Cordycipitaceae
Product: importin alpha subunit
Exons: 3
Coding region: 1-1656 (551 amino acids)
Biological process (GO): NLS-bearing protein import into nucleus
Cellular component (GO): nucleus; nucleoplasm; cytoplasm
Molecular function (GO): nuclear import signal receptor activity; protein binding
Source: RefSeq, a predicted model, not a curated record
AUGACUGAUCGCUACAUCCCCGAACAUCGCCGAACGCAGUUCAAGGCCAAAGGCGCCUUUAAGCCCGAGGAGCUCCGUCGCCGUCGUGAGGAGCAGCAGAUUGAAAUUCGAAAGGCCAAGCGCGAGGAUAACCUCGCCAAGCGUCGUGGUAUUGCUACUGGCGAGAACCGUCCCGGUGCCUCGCUCGGCGCUGCUCCCGACAGUGACGAUGAGUCCACUCCAACAGAAUCUCAGCUCAAUGAGGACCUUCCCCAGAUGGUCCAGGGUGUCUUCUCCGACCAGAUGGAGCAGCAGAUCGCGGCCACGACCAAGUUUCGCAAGCUGCUAUCAAAGGAACGCAAUCCGCCCAUCGAGGAGGUGAUCAAGACUGGUGUCGUCAGCCGCUUUGUCGAAUUCCUCCGAUCUCCUCACACCCUUGUCCAGUUCGAAGCUGCCUGGGCUCUGACCAACAUUGCCUCCGGUUCCGCUACUCAGACUCAGGUCGUCAUCGAGGCCGGCGCCGUGCCCAUCUUUGUUGAGCUCUUGGCCAGUCCAGAACCUGAUGUGCGUGAGCAAGCCGUCUGGGCUCUCGGUAACAUUGCUGGUGAUAGCCCUCACUGCCGUGAUUACGUCCUGAGCUGCGGUGCUCUCAAGCCUCUACUCAACCUACUUGGCGACAGCCGCAAGCUAAGCAUGCUUCGAAAUGCCACCUGGACUCUGAGCAACUUUUGCCGUGGCAAGACUCCCCAGCCGGAUUGGAACACUAUUGCCCCCGCUCUGCCCGUUCUCUCCAAGCUCGUGUACUCUCUUGAUGACGAGGUCCUUAUUGAUGCGUGCUGGGCCAUCUCGUAUCUUUCCGAUGGUCCCAACGAGAAGAUCCAGGCCGUGAUCGAGGCUGGCAUUCCUCGCAGACUUGUCGAGCUUCUGCUCCACGCCUCCACCUCUGUCCAGACCCCUGCUCUGCGCUCUGUUGGCAACAUAGUCACUGGCGACGACAUGCAAACUCAGGUUAUCAUCAACUGUGGUGCUCUUCCCUGCCUGCUGUCUCUCCUCAGCUCCACUAAGGACGGCAUCCGUAAAGAGGCCUGCUGGACCAUUUCUAACAUCACUGCCGGCAAUUCAGCUCAGAUCCAGGCUGUGAUCGAUGCCAACAUCAUCCCUCCUCUGAUCCACCUUCUACAGAAUGGUGAUCUCAAGACCCGUAAGGAGGCCUGCUGGGCUAUCAGCAACGCUACAUCGGGUGGCCUGCAGAAGCCUGAGCAGAUUCGCUACCUUGUCGGUCAAGGUUGCAUCAAGCCCCUAUGUGAUCUUCUCAUCUGCCCUGACAACAAGAUCAUCCAGGUUGCCCUUGACGGUCUUGAGAAUAUUCUCAAGAUCGGUGACCUCGACAAGCAGGCUGCUGGCGAAGGCGUUGAGAACCUCAACAAGUACGCCCUCUUUAUUGAGGAGUGUGGUGGCAUGGAAAAGAUCCACGACUGUCAAAACAACGCCAACGAGGAAAUUUACAUGAAGGCCUACAACAUCAUCGAAAAGUACUUUUCUGACGAGGAGGAGAACGCUGAUGAGGGCAUGGCCCAGCCUGCUGGCCCCAACGGUCAGUUCGGUUUCGGUACCAAUGGCUCCGGCCAGGCUGGUGGCUUCAACUUUGCCAACGGCGGUGACUCGAUGGACAUGUAA